Molecule: messenger RNA, 4525 nt
Organism: Vespa velutina
Lineage: Eukaryota; Metazoa; Arthropoda; Insecta; Hymenoptera; Vespidae
Product: LIM/homeobox protein Lhx2-like
Exons: 6
Coding region: 1236-2855 (539 amino acids)
Biological process (GO): neuron differentiation; regulation of transcription by RNA polymerase II
Cellular component (GO): nucleus
Molecular function (GO): RNA polymerase II transcription regulatory region sequence-specific DNA binding; DNA-binding transcription factor activity, RNA polymerase II-specific
Source: RefSeq, a predicted model, not a curated record
UCUAGACGGACGUAGAAAAGGAUCGUUGCUAUGUGAUCUCUGUAGUACACGUCGUGGCCGACCCCGACACGCGUAAAUCCGAUGCGUCGUUGCUGAAGCGUGAGUAAUUCGAUGGGGUGCCACCGUGUCGUAGUUGCUGCUGAAUGUUGGUGUAUGGUCUUCGAGACCCCUCUCGAACGUGCACGUGCCUACUCCGGGAGAGAGAGUUCGAAACUCUUUCGUGCGAUCUCUCUAAAAACGUGACCAUUACCUUUCGAGAGGAUAACGAAAGAAGGAGAAAAUAAAAGAAAAAGGAAAAACGACGACGAAGAAGAAGAAGAAGAAGAAGAAGAAAGAAAAUAGAGAGGAAAAACAAGCCGAUGAAACUGAAUAUCUUCUUCUGUUGCUCUUUUUCUCUUCGUCAAUCUUCUUUCGAUACAUUUUUCUUUUUUCUUUGCAAAAAGAAAAAAAAAAAAAAAAAAAAAACGAAAUCCCUAGGAAAAAUCCUGAUUCCAAGGAUUAACGUGAUCGUUAGUUGGUGCAACGAAAAAAGAAAAAAAGAGAAACAAAAACAAAAAAAAAAAAAAAAAGAAAAAGAAAAAAAAACAAAAAAGAGAAAAAAAAAGGAAAAAGUUGAAAACGAGAGAAAAAGGAAAAAAGGAAAAGAAAAAAAAGAAAACAGCGGAAUACGACAGGUUGGGUACUCGUUAUGAAACGUUAACUCUGUUGAAUAAAAAACAGAUCAAAGGGCAGCCAAACGUUUGGUCCUCUUUGACGAUUCGUUCGAUUACUUGAAAUCGUAGUAGCUCCAUACGAGAGCGAGGACCACAACGAGAUAAAAACAUCGUAUAGUUGGUUGAGCGUAAAAGAUUAAAAGCAAAGUUUUCAAGCGAUUUAUGGACAUGCCGAUGAUUAGUUCGUUUAGCAAGAGGACUCAGGCGGUUAAAUGGAAUCAAACGAAUGAAAAGGUUUUCAGAUAGAACAGGGGCUAGAAGUUUCUGUGAUGAAUAAAAUGGCAAACAUUUACAUUUAAUGGUGUACAAUCCCGGUGAUAAUUCUUUUUGUAUACGACCGACAGAUAGAGUGAUAGCGUCGAUGAAGUAAAAAGAAGUGAUCAUCUUCAAUGGUAGUAGCCGGCCAGCUCGCAGGAGCGCGGGAGCGGCUUGGCUGUGGGGCGUCAAGGGGGGCCCGGUAGUGCGGGGGGCCCCGGAGCAGUCGAGCAGGCAAGGGACCUAAGUCCCUGCCUCCCCGCGUCGAUGGGCGACGCUGCACGACCUACCACCUUACCGUGCAGUCCUCCCGCCGCCCACCACCACGGGUCCCAUCACACGCCCCAUCACGCGUCCCAUCAGACGCCCCAUCAGACGCCUUUACAUCAAACCCAUUGCGGAACCAACAAUAACUGCUACGACGGUCCAACCACCCCCUACGAUUCUAGGGACUACGAUUCGCCUGGAGGUGGAUCGGAGUACAGAAACAACAACGGUAGUUUCGAUAAUAAUCCAAGUGACUUGAGUAUGCCACCACAAGGGACUCAUCAUCAUCAUCACCACCAUCAUCAUUCGCAUUUGCAUGCGCAAACUCAUACGCAAGAGCAACAAACCUCCGAGCAUUUGCAGACCAUUCCGAAACUCGAGCCACCACCAACGCCGCCGGCACAAUCCGAGGAUGUUCCUGGAGUUGUCUGUGCGGGUUGUGGAUUAAGGAUAUCCGACAGGUAUUAUCUUCAGGCGGUCGACAGGAGAUGGCAUGCUUCGUGUCUUCAGUGUUCUCACUGUCGUCAGGGUCUCGAUAACGAAGUCACCUGUUUCUGUAGGAAUGGGAACAUAUAUUGCAAGAAGGAUUAUUAUAGGAUGUUUGGGAGCCUAAAGAGAUGUGCGCGAUGCCAAGCGGCAAUACUUGCCUCGGAGUUGGUGAUGCGCGCGCGCGACUUGGUUUUCCACGUGCGUUGCUUUUCGUGCGCGGCGUGCGCGGUCCUGUUGACAAAAGGCGAUCACUUCGGUAUGAGGGACGGGACAGUUUUGUGUCGGCUACAUUAUGAAAUGGGCGCGGAACUUCAUCCGGCCCAGAGUCCACCGGUUCCUGUUUAUCCACCGGGUCCACAUUACGCCGGACAAUUUCCAUCUCCCGAAUUUCUUCAUCAUCAUCACCACCACCAUCAUCAUCAUACGACGGUCGCUGCGGCCGCGGCAGCGGCAGCUGCGGUCGCCGGUCAUGGGCCACCUCAUCCACAUUCGAUGCACCCUCAACAUCCUCACAGUCAUAUAAGCCCUGUGCCGCUUCAACCCUCAACGCCGUCAGUACCCGACGCCGGUUCACCUCCAAAGGUACCCUAUUUCAAUGGAGCAGCGGCAGCGACAACAGUUGUACCACCACCGAGGCAAAAGGGACGACCAAGGAAAAGGAAGCCUAAGGAUCUCGAGGCUAUGACCGCCAGUCUCGACUUGAACGCCGACUAUAUAGACAUGCCCUUCGGAAGAGGCGGUCCUGGGACUCCAGGCAUACCUGGCUCCAAUAGUAGAACAAAACGAAUGAGGACGAGUUUCAAGCAUCACCAGUUAAGGACGAUGAAGAGUUACUUCGCGAUCAAUCACAAUCCCGACGCGAAGGAUCUCAAGCAGCUUUCCCAGAAAACUGGCUUGCCAAAAAGGGUACUGCAGGUUUGGUUUCAAAAUGCACGUGCCAAAUGGCGACGUAUGGUAUUGAAGCAAGAAGGAAAAUCGGACAAGUGCGAUAGCGUUGUCGACGGAGGUUCCUUGGGUGAUCUCGAACUUUAUGGCAACAGCGGCGGAAGUGGUGGUCCACCGAUGAGCCCUCCCUUCAUGUUAGGUGGUCCCCAUAGUCCGGCAUCCCUGGCGUCUUUGGAUUGCGCGUGAUCGACCAUUGGAAUUUGCACGAUUGACGAGGACAAUUCAAUUCAAAACAAGAAAAAAGAAAAAAAAAAAAACAGAAAAAAAACAGAAAAAAAAAACAAAAAAAAAACCAAAAAAAGAACAAAAAAAAGCCAAAAAAAGAAAAAAAAAUAAAUAAAAAAAGAAAAGAAAAGAAGGAGAAAAGAAAUGAUACAAAAUGAUCACUAAGUUUCUUCUUCGGAGGGAAGGGCAGGGGGAGGGGGAAAGGAGGAUGAGGGAGGAGGAGGAGGAGGAGGAGGAGGAGGAGGAGGUCUGGCUCGACGCUUCCAAAAGGCGAUUCGUUGUUUCUUCUUUUCUUUUUCUCUUUCUUUUUCUUCUUCUUCUUCUUUUUCUUCUUCUUCUUUUCCUUUUUCUCACUCUUUUUUUAUUUGUUUGUUUGUUUGUUUGUUUCUUUUUUCUUCGAUAAAUCCCCCUUUCGUGCAAAAGUUUCCUUUCUCUUUCGAUGAAUCGGUGGGAACGAAUACCGGCCAAUCGAGUACCAAUGGAGAUUAUCAUCGAUUUAUAGAAACUCUAUUCGUGUCGUGUUACGAAAUUUAAAAAGGAGACGGAUGAAAGAAAGAAGGAAGGAAAGAAAGAAAGAAAGAAAAAAAGAAAAGAAGAAUAAUAACUUCGUAGGAAAAGAUAAUCGAAAAUAGUCGAGAAAAUUCCUUGUAUUUAUUGUAGUCCUAAUCGGCGAACGUCCGUGAACAUCCUUUGUUGUAUAGAAAAAGAGAGCUUCGUCUCGCUUAAACCGAAGGGAAUUAUUUCUUAAGGAUGCCAAGGAAGGGAGCCUUACUGCUGAAAGCAAUGUAAUUAGCUAACGAUGUCUAUUUAUUGGUGUAAUCGCUCAGAGGUAAUAAAAAAAAAAAAAAAAAAAAAAAAAAAAAAAAAAAAAAAUGAAAAAAAGAAAAAAAAGAGAAAGAAAAAUGGAAAAAAAAAGCAAAAGCAUUAGCUAACCGAUAAAACGAUUACGAUGCAAGCGAGCUGCCCUGAAAUUCGACGUUUCGAUACUUCUCGAUAAAUCCUUUCUUUUCUUUUUUUUUUCCUUUUUGUCUUUUUUUUUUUGUUUUUGUUUUUGUUUUUUUUGUUUUUUUUUUUUUUCCCCGAUAAAAUCAUCUCACACGACGAAUGAUACAUAAAACGUGUGAAUAUCUAAUACAUCGAUUUUGGAUCAAUCGAAACAUUUGCUCGUAGAUUUCUGAACACGUGAAAGGAAAGAAAUAAAAGGAAAUGUAAAAAAAAAAAAAAAAAAAAAAAAGAAGAAAAAAAAGAAAAAAAGAGAAAAAAGAAAAAAACGAAACGUUGAAUUUCGUCGACGAUGUUAUUUCGUCUCGAUAUUUAUAAUACAAUACCGAUCGCGAUUUUUCUUGCUCGAAGAAAUGAACGAGCGAUGAAAUCCUUGACGUAAUUAUCAUAAUUGUUGUAUAUAAAGGACGUUCCUCGAGUUCUUCUUAAGGCACCGCUAUAGGUUGUAGGGUUAUAAUUGCAUUCGGUAGCGGUCGUGUUUUAGACAACAGGUAAUAAUGAUGAUGGCGACUAUUAUUAUUAUUACUUCUAUUAUUAAUAUCCUUGUAACGAAUGGAACGAUUGUCUAAUUUUACAAGAUGAUUUUUUCAUUGAAUAUAUUUUGACAAUAUAGAUACGUUUGUCGAUUA